This is a messenger RNA of Microthlaspi erraticum, 1095 nucleotides long. NCBI's taxonomy places the organism in Eukaryota, Viridiplantae, Streptophyta, Magnoliopsida, Brassicales, Brassicaceae. The record is from the annotation of a GenBank genome assembly.
AUGAGAGAAACAGGAGAAGAGACAGUGGCGUGGAAGUACUUUAACAGAGAUGUUUUGCCGUUUGCUGCCAUGUUUGCAGUUGAAUGUGCAGCGGUUGGGUCAAACACACUGUACAAGGCUGCAACUUUAAGAGGAUUAAACUUCUAUGUCUUUAUCUUCUACUCUUACGCUAUCUCAACGCUUGUUCUUCUUCCAUUUUUCCUCAUCUUUGGAAGGUCAAGAAGAUUACCUUCAGCCAAGUCUCCUCUCUUCUUCAAGUUUUUCUUACUUGGUCUUUUCGGGUUCUUUGCGCAGAUGGCUGGUUUUAAAGGUAUAGAACAUAGUUCUCCUACUCUUGCCUCUGCUAUGAGCAAUCUCACUCCAGCUUUCACAUUCACCCUCGCUGUUAUCUUCAGGAUGGAAAAAGUAGUGUUCAGGAGCUCUGCGACUCAGGCUAAAAUCAUCGGAGCAAUUGUAUCUAUAUCUGGUGCUCUGGUUGUUGUGCUAUACAAAGGCCCAAAAGUUGUCUCUGCUACAUCUUUUACACCUUCUUCACCUAAGAAUUUGACUUCAUUGGAAUCAAGCUGGAUAAUAGGAGGCCUUUUGCUUGCUCUAGAGUAUUUUCUUGCUUCAGUCUGGUUUAUUCUUCAGACUCGGGUCAUGGAGGUACACCCUGAAGAAAUAACUGUAGUCUUCUUCUACUACUUAUUUGCAACGCUAAUCUCAGCACCAAUAUGUUUGUUUACGGAAAGAAACUUCACUUCUUGGGUGCUUAAACCUGAUAUUUCCCUCGCUGCAAUCAUAUACUCGGGAGUCUUUGUUUCGUUAUUCAGCUCAAUCACCCACACAUGGGGUCUGCAUCGGAAAGGUCCGGUUUACAUAUCAUUGUUUAGGCCAUUGUCUAUAGCGAUUGCAGUCGUUAUGGGUGCUAUAUUCCUCGGCGAUGCACUUCACCUUGGAAGUGUGAUUGGAUCAGUGAUAUUGUGCUUUGGAGUAUACGCUGUGAUUUGGGGCAAAGCAAGAGAGGAUGCAACAAAAACAGUAAGCGAUUCUGAGCAGUCACCUUUGUUGCCUACACACAACAAAGAAGAUGAUGACUCCUUGUCAUUAAGAUAG